This is a messenger RNA of Epinephelus moara (kelp grouper), 2276 nucleotides long. Its product is annotated as capping protein inhibiting regulator of actin dynamics-like. NCBI's taxonomy places the organism in Eukaryota, Metazoa, Chordata, Actinopteri, Perciformes, Serranidae. The transcript has 2 exons. The coding region runs from base 380 to 2026 and encodes 548 amino acids. Gene Ontology annotation, biological process: regulation of transcription by RNA polymerase II. The record is from RefSeq and is a predicted model, not a curated record. Gene Ontology annotation, cellular component: nucleus. Gene Ontology annotation, molecular function: RNA polymerase II cis-regulatory region sequence-specific DNA binding; DNA-binding transcription factor activity, RNA polymerase II-specific.
AAAAAGUUUGUUUCUGCCUUUAGUCAUGACUCCACGGAGUUUUCUGUAAUCGUCCUCUGGACUUUUAUUUUGAAGGAGAGCAGCUGAGCUGCCCCGGAAGCUCUAUUCUUUCCUGUGGCUAACUUGACAGUGUUUGAACAAGAUGGCGUCGAGCAGAAACGUCUGUUAGCAGAGUAUCUUUGUUGUUAGUGAUACAGUGUGUGUGGACCUCAGCAGCAGGGAUCCGUCAGAGCCUCUGUGUGACUGAAUACACUUUAUAAUUCUGGAGGUUUUAACUCUGACUCAACUUCCGGCAGACCACGGAACCGGCGGAGUUAGCUUAGCGUGCUAGCUGUUAGCGGAAGUUAGCAUCACAGAGCGGCUGUCGGAGAGACUGAAGAUGUGUAAAGUCCAAAUGCUGAGAGCGUUGGUAAAGCAGCGACUAACUGCGGCUGCUGAAGAGAUAUUUGGGCUGUUUGAAAGAACGAUAGCAGAGUACGAGGAGCAACUUUGUCGCUCAAAAGAGGAGAACGAGCGACAACGGAAACUACUGGACGCUGUUUACAACCCUCAGCUUAGGUUACACAGAGCAGAGGUCCAGCAGCAGCUGUUGGUGGUUAAAGAAGAGGUUCCCCCUGAGCAGCAGGAGUGGAGCUCCAGUGUGGACCAGGAGGACCCAGAGCCCCCACACAUUAAAGAGGAAGAGGAGGAACUGUGGAGCAGUCAGGAGGGAGAGCAGCUUCAAGGGCUGGAGGAGGUUGAUAUCACCAAGUUCCCAUUCACUCCUGUCCCUGUGAAGAGUGAAGAUGAUGAAGAGACACCUCAGUCUGAGGGACACCACUGUGGAGGACCAGGACCAGGACCAGGACCGCCCAGACCGGGACCUGGUGGAGGAGAACUACCAGUGCUCAGAGGAGGAGAACUACCAGCGCCUGGAGGAGGGGUACGACCAGUGCUCAGAGGAGGGGAACUACCAGUGCCUGGAGGAGGGGUACAACCAGUGCCUGGAGGAGGGGUACAACCAGUGCUCGGAGGAGAACUACCAGUGCUCAGAGGAGGGGAACUACCAGUGCCUGGAGGAGGGGUACAACCAGUGCUCGGAGGAGAACUACCAGUGCUCAGAGGAGGAGAACUACCAGUGCCUGGAGGAGGAGUACGACCAGUGCUCAGAGGAGGAGAACUACCAGCGCCUGGAGGAGGAGUACAACCAGUGCUCAGAGGAGGAGAACUACCAGCGCUUGGAGGAGGAGUACGACCAGUGCUCAGAGGAGGAGAACUACCAGCGCCUGGAGGAGGAGUACGACCAGUGCUCAGAGGAGGAGAACUACCAGUGCUCAGAGGAGGAAUACGACCAGUGCUCGGAGGAGGAAUUCGACCAGUGCUCGGAGGAGGAAUACGACCACUGCGCGGAGGAGGAGUGCGACCAGUGCUCGGAGGAGGAGUGCGACCAGUGCUCGGAGGAGGAGUACCAGUGCCCAGAGACUCUUCUGAACCAGACACUGAUGACGAGACCAGAGACCCUGUUGUCGCUGAGAUUGAAGUCAGUGUUGAUGACUGGAAGGAGAUCAGAGAACCUCAGUUGGGUUUAAACUCUCUGGGAAAUAAUGACGUCCCUGUGAAUCAUCUGAAACGAUUCAGCUGCUCUGAGUGCGGGAAAAGUUUUGGCCUGAAGGCGACGCUGAAGAAACACCUGAGGACUCACACCGGAGAGAAACCGUUCAGCUGUAUCGUUUGUGAGAAAUCUUUCACACAGAGAGGAAGUCUUCAGUUACACCUGCAGAUCCACACCGGAGAGAAACCAUUUGGCUGCGUAAUCUGUGAUUUCAAAUGUCGGCGAAAAUCAUAUCUGCAGAAACACAUGAGAACUCACACAGGAGAGAAACCAUUUAGCUGCUCCGUCUGCGGUCAAAGGUUCACCUGGUCUCAACAGGCCAAAAGACACACCUGUGCCAACCGUCAGCCGUCACAGCUUCAUCAGACUCAACCUGAGCAGAGCAGAGUGGCGGAGCCUCCAGACGGCACCUCAGCUGAUGGAAACAGAAGCUGAUGGACACCACUGUGGAGAACCGGGUCCAGGACCAACCAGGAAUUCAGGUCCAGGCACUGAGGACAAGUCCGGAGACUCUUCUGAAGCUGAGAGUUACGACAGUGAUGAUUGGACGGAGACCAAAGAACCUCAGUCACCUUUAGACUGUGAAAAAUGAACUUCCUGUUUGUGGUAUGACUCAUGUCACUGUGGGCUGAGUGUGUCUCUGAAAUAAAUCUAGUGUGCAUGAAAACUCAUUUCUGUUCUUUUA